Trichoderma asperellum CBS 433.97 is the source of this 1098-nucleotide messenger RNA. NCBI's taxonomy places the organism in Eukaryota, Fungi, Ascomycota, Sordariomycetes, Hypocreales, Hypocreaceae. The record is from RefSeq and is a predicted model, not a curated record.
AUGUCAGAUUCAGAUUCUUCAUCUGCCUCUAGCGCGUCCGAUUCACCGCGGGGCGGUUCGCCAGAGCCUGAGUUAGCGCCCACAGAAGAACAAGAGCAAACCACGCAGCCAGCUGCUGGUGACGACAAUCAGGAUGAAUCAACUCCUGAUGAGAAUUCAGCUGCAACUCCAGAGACUGAGGCAAAUGUGCCGGUAGAGGAAGAGCUAGAUCCAGAUGCCGAGCCCCUCCAUGUUACAUGGAAAGGUGAGGGGAACUCUGAUCCCUCCGCAAUAGCCGUAGACUUCGUAAUAAUUCAUGGCGUCUAUGGAGCGUGGGAAAACGAAUCCCAAGCAGGGCCGGGCUCCGGUAGUAGUGAAUGGGUAGCAAAUUAUGCCGAAUCACUCGAUACACCAUCUAGGAUUCUUCGUUUUGAGUACGAGCCACUACAGUUAUUUUGUGGCAGGAAAAGCCGCGAGGCCAUCCGAAACUGCGCUCUGAAACUAUUGCGAGCACUUGCUGCUAGGAGAAGAAAUGAAAGUCAGAAACGGCUCAUUAUUUUUGUUGCGCAUGAUAUUGGAGGUCUCCUAGUUAAAGAUGCUCUAUCUGCGGCGGCAGCUGAUAUAGCUUCCUGGGUAGACAUUACAGAAAUGAGUCGUAUUCUGGUAUGUUCAUGGGUUAUCGUUUUUCUCGGCUCUCCUCAUCGAAGUGUUGACCACUUUGACAUGGAAGACAGACUUUCUCGAUUUCUGUUUGGUGCGUUUGAUUCGGGAAUUGCGGAGAUUCGACCUUCUACUUCUGCAAUUUCUGGGUUUGCAGCAGCUGCUAUGGAGAUCAACGGCUUGUUUGUUGAAUCGAAAAUUCUUCUACGCAGCCGAGCAGUUAGCGUCCAUCAUCAAGAAGGAUAUUCAUCAAAAAUAAAUAAGCGGCAUGAAACGAUUUGCUCUAACAGCUGCUCAAAGGCGUUUGACAUUUUCAGCGCAACACUGGGUAUACCCAUGGAGAAAAGAAUUCCUGAACCAAGCGAUAGCGGUUACGACUACUCCCAUCUUACCAAAUGUCUUGGGGAUCUACUAAAUAGUGAGAUUGUUUCUCCCUUUCAUACCUGUAAAGACGGCUAA